Molecule: messenger RNA, 2226 nt
Organism: Uranotaenia lowii
Lineage: Eukaryota; Metazoa; Arthropoda; Insecta; Diptera; Culicidae
Exons: 1
Coding region: 1-2226 (741 amino acids)
Source: RefSeq, a predicted model, not a curated record
AUGGACGACGCUAAGAAGAUCGAUUUGCUGCUCAUACGGCGUGAUACCUUGCUGGCUCAGCUAGAUCGGGCCGAAAAGUUCAUCGAAAACUAUAUCAUCGAACGGGAUUCGCUCGAGGUACCCAUUAGGUUGCAAAACAUCGACGUCCUAUGGAAUAACUUGGAAGCAGUUCAAAUCGAGCUGGAGGCGCUACAGACAACUGGUGAAGGUAAAGUGGUAAAUUUAAAUUGCCGUGAAUCAUUUGAGCCUAGGUUGUUCCGAAUUAAAGGUAAUUUAACGUCAAUGUUGCCUCCUCCCAUCUCUAUGAGCCGCAGCCCUGAUCACUCGAUCAAUUGUCCACCAUCCACUUUGCAAGGCCUCCGUUUGCCUACGAUCUCCUUGCCUGAAUUUAACGGUGAUUAUAAUCAAUGGCUGAGUUUCCAUGACACUUUCCUCGCUCUGAUACACAACAAUCGUGAUCUUCCUUCAGUUCAGAAAUUCCACUACCUGCGGGCAUCACUGAAAGAAGAAGCCUACCAACUAAUUGAGUCAAUCCACAUCAGCUCUGAUAACUAUGAAAUCGCCUGGCAAUCACUGAUAAGUAGGUACUCUAACGAAUAUCUUCUGAAGAAACGUCAUCUUCAGGCUCUUCUCGACAUCCCUAGGAUGGGAAAGGAAACGGCAGCUUCACUUCAUACUACCGUUGAUGAAUUUGAAAGACAUGUCAAAAUACUAGCACAAAUGAAAGAGCCCGUUGAUUCCUGGAGUACCAUACUUGAACAUCUUUUGUGUACGCGAUUACACGACGAAACUUUGAAGCUGUGGGAGGAUCAUGCUGCUAAUGUUGCCGAUCAAAGUUUCAACUGCCUUCUAGGAUUUCUUCAUAAGAGAGUGCGCGUAUUGGAAUCGAUUUCAGUCAAUCAUAACACACAUCCCCAACCUACUGCUGCCAACUCAACCGAUAAUAGUCAUCGAAGAGCUCAACCAUUUAGAUUUUCCACUCAUUCCACGACUGCUGAAGCCCGUUAUUCGAAAUGCUAUGCUUGUGAGGGAACUCAUCCGUUAAUCCAUUGUCCCACGUUCGAGGCCCUUGGUCUGCAAGAAAGAAUCCAAAUUGUCAGUUCCAAGGGAUUAUGCUUUAAUUGUUUUCGUCACGACCAUCUGGCGAGAAAUUGUAGCUCCGCCUAUCGCUGUAGAUUGUGCCAAAGACACCACCAUACCAUGCUCCAUCCCGAAACGAACCCAAAUGUACAGGUAUCCCAACGUCAACCACAUUCGAAUCGCCCUAAUGCAUCAGUGCACUUUACCCAAGCGGAAGCAACCGGUCCAUUAUUUGAACAGGAAUCUCUACACACGAUGAUGAAUAUUUCCAAUUCUCCUCCUAGAAAAUUGAUGAGUAGUAAUGUCAACACAGAAGCAUGCUGCAUGCUUAUGCCAACCGUUAUUCUUAAAAUCGUUGAUGCUUUUGGAAAGGAACACUUCGCACGUGCUCUGUUAGAUUCUGCUUCACAGCCAAAUUUGAUUUCUGACCAACUAGCCCAGCUAUUGCGGCUGCCUCGAAUCAGAACUGACGUCAUUAUUCAUGGCAUCGGCCCAAAAGCCCAGAGAACUACCGAAUCUGUAUCAACGGAGAUUCGUUCUAGGAACAACUCCUUCAUCAGAACUGUUAAUUUUCUCGUACUCAAAAAACUUACCGUACAAUUACCUGCCCACACCAUUAAUACUGAAGGCUGGAAGAUUCCUAGAAAUAUAACAUUCGCAGAUCCAACUUUUGACCUCGCCGGCAAAAUCGACAUGAUUAUUGGUCUGGAACAUUUCUUCCAUUGCUUCAACUCCGCCCAACGUAUUUCCUUAUCUGAAAAUUUGCCGCAGCUUGUUGAUAGCGUUUUUGGUUGGCUUGUUACUGGAGGAAAACACACAGAUGAAACGAAUUCUACUUCUUGUACGGUAGUUGCUAUUUCUUUAGUUAGCCUACAAGACAAAUUAGAAAAGUUUUGGAAAUUAGAAGAGCUGCCGGAAAGAAUGGAUUGGUCAUUCGAUGAAUGCCAGUGCGAAGCUCACUUCAAAAGCACAGUGAAUAGAACAAAGACCGGAAGAUAUGUCGUACGUUAUCCGAAGAAAAGCUCGUUCGACGAUCUGAUGGGCGAAACCAAAACCGCUGCUCUGCGAAGAUUUCAACUAUUGGAGCAAAAACUAGAUGUUUUAUUAUCUCGAAGUAAUAACGUAAUAAGACAAACUAUGGUGUAA